Molecule: messenger RNA, 378 nt
Organism: Megalopta genalis
Lineage: Eukaryota; Metazoa; Arthropoda; Insecta; Hymenoptera; Halictidae
Product: immediate early response 3-interacting protein 1
Biological process (GO): endoplasmic reticulum to Golgi vesicle-mediated transport
Cellular component (GO): COPII-coated ER to Golgi transport vesicle; Golgi membrane; endoplasmic reticulum membrane
Source: RefSeq, a predicted model, not a curated record
GUUCACUUCAAUAUUGUAAAAUGGCGUUCACCUUGUGGACUCUUUUCGAGGCAACCUUGCUCUGUUUGAACGCAAUUUGCGUUUUGAACGAGGAGAGGUUUCUCGCCAAAGUUGGCUGGAUAUCAUGGCAGAAUGUUCAAGGGUUUGGGGAGAGACCCACCAUGAAAGCACAACUUACAAACCUUGUUAGGUCCAUAAGAACAGUAGCAAGGGUGCCAUUGAUAUUUCUAAAUAUCGUAGUAAUGGUUAUGAAACUGGUACUAGGGUGAUUGUGGGUGUAAAUAAAACAACUGGGAGCUGUGAGAAGCCAAAACUAUAUGUUUUGAUGAUGUACAUAACUGGCUAUUAAAUUCCAUUAUUUUUAUCUUUCCAAGAAAA